AUGGAAUUUGGUGUUGGAACAUUAGGAAAUGGAUUUUUAGAUGAUCAUAAACAUUUUAUUUUACCAUUAUUUGAAACUGUACUAAGAUUACCAGGUCCACUUUUACUUGAAUUAUGGUGGAGAAAAAAAAAUAUGAAUUUUACACAAAUUACAGAGGAUGUUUUUAAUAAUGAAUCAUUACAAUAUUUAGAUUCAACACGUAUAUUAGAAUUUGUUCAUUCUAGAAAUUUAGAUGAUUCAGUUGCUGUUAUGUUAAGCUAUUCAAUUUUAUUUAUAUGUGGAGUAAUAUUAUUAAUACCAUUAAGAAAAUUAUUUACAAUUUAUACACAUUUAAGUUCAUUUAUGUUAUUUGCUUUUGGAUAUUAUAUGUCAUCAUGUUAUAUUGAGGGUGAACAAAAUUCUGAAAAUGAUAGUUUAAGAUUAGAUUCAUUUGUCAAACUGGAAAGACAUGGUUCAUAUAUAGCUGCACAAGUUGCAUUAGCAGUUUUUCAAUCAUGUUUAUUAAAAUUAACAUCAGAUUUUGAAAUACCAAUAUUACCAAUUUAUGUAUUACCUAUUUUUGGAAGAAUGUGUGGUGUUCCUAAAGAUUCACUUAUUGUUUUACAUAAUAUUUCAUGUUGUAUGAAUUUUCUUAUUAUAUGUGGUUUUAUUUAUUAUAUAGUACCAUUAUUAAAUAGAGAAAUAAAAAAUGGUUUAAAAAAAGUUAGAACAAUAAUAAUUGUUAGAGGUAUAGGAUAUGGUGCUGUAAUGAUAUUUAAACGUUUAAGAUUAAUACAAUUAUUAACUACAUCAUGGAUAACAAUGCUUAUAACAAAAAUGGUAUAUGAAUAUUAUGGUAAAGAAAGAUCUAUUGAUGAUUUAGGAUCAGCAUUAAUAGCAACAAUUGCUGAUUGUACAUGUACACCAAUAUCACUUUUAUCAUUAGCUUUAACAGUAUCACAAAUAUGUAAAUUAAUUGUUGUUGGUAUACAAUAUGUUAUAUUUAAUAAUGAAAGAGGUAUUGAAAGAGAGGGACAUCAAGGAUAUACAGAAGCAUUAACAUUAUUACUUCUUUGUGCACAAGCUGGUUUACUUGGAAUGAAAACUGAACAAAAAACAUUUAUGUUAACAUUAGUUUUAUUUAUAGUAUUAUCAGCAUUAUUUCAAAGUCUUUAUAAUCUCUUAGAACCACAAAUGUUAGCAUUAGCAUCCUCAAGGAGUGCCACAAAAUUUCGCCACAUAAAAAGUUUAAUCUUUUCAUUUAUUUUAGCAAUAUCACCUAUAAUUAUGUCUUUCACAUUAAUGGAUAUUUUACCAAUAGAUUUAUGGUGUGUAAUAAUUGUAGCAAAUUGUACAUUAACAUCAAUACGUACAAUAUCAACAAUUAUAAUUUAUUUAUUAACAGUUAUUGAAAAUAAGGCAAUGGAACCAUGGGAAUUAUUAGAUGAUUUAAUAUUUUUUUGUAGAACGUUAACAAGAUUUUUAGAAUUAUUUUUGGCAACAUUUGUUGUAUUACAUGGUAUAUUUGCAUCAUUUUAUGGAUAUUGGAGUACUAUAUCAAUAACAAUUAUGACAUUUCAUACAUAUUUUAAUGUUUAUAAAAAUACUCAAACAGGUAUAGCUACAAUAAAGGCAAGAUUUACAGCUGUAAAUAAAAUUAAACAAUUACCUAAAAUUAGUGGUAAAAAAUUAGAAGAAUGUGAAGAUUUAUGUGCAAUAUGUUUUAUGGAAAUGAGACGUGAAGCAAGAAUAACACCAUGUAAACAUGUAUUUCAUGGAUAUUGUUUAAAAAAAUGGAUGUUUGUAAAAACUGUUUGCCCUUUAUGUUAUAACUCUUUAAGUUCAAAAGAAGAAGCUGAAAUGAUUGAAGGUAAUGGUAAUGAUGGUGAAUUACAACGAUUAUUAGCUGGACAGAAUCCUAUUAAUCAAAAUAAUAUAAAUAUCAACAAUUUAAAUAUGUCAAAUAGUGAAAGAUCAUCUUCUAUUUCAUCUGAUGAUUCCUCUGAAGAUUCAAUGACUGACUCCAGUGAGACUGGUGUUAAUUUAGAUACAAUGAUGUUAAAUAGUAAUGUUGGUCAACGAAUGUAUUUUAAUGCUACAGCUACAAUGGAUGAUUGGGAAAGUGAGUGA
Molecule: messenger RNA, 2109 nt
Organism: Strongyloides ratti
Lineage: Eukaryota; Metazoa; Nematoda; Chromadorea; Rhabditida; Strongyloididae
Product: RING finger protein 145
Exons: 2
Coding region: 1-2109 (702 amino acids)
Cellular component (GO): endomembrane system; endoplasmic reticulum
Molecular function (GO): zinc ion binding; ubiquitin protein ligase activity
Source: RefSeq, a predicted model, not a curated record